This is a messenger RNA of Candidula unifasciata, 558 nucleotides long. The record is from the annotation of a GenBank genome assembly. Lineage: Eukaryota; Metazoa; Mollusca; Gastropoda; Stylommatophora; Geomitridae.
AUUGUUGUCAUGCUGGAAACUGGUUUUAAAUGUUCAGUGACAGGAGAUCCGCACUUUACAGGAUUGGAUUACAGGCAUUCGUACCACCUCUACCAGACAGGAGACUACACCGUCUACGCUUGUGGCGCCACUGUCACCUGCAUCUGUGGUGUGGUUGUCAGAGAACAGAAUGACAUCAUCAGGUACUGGCCAUUUUAUCCAACUCUCAGUUUCCUUCCUCACCCCCUCUUCCUACCCUUUCCCAUUCUCACUAUCUAUUUUCUUUUUUGCCAUCUCAGCUCCUUUUACUGUUAUCCAGAAUGGGGCAGUACAGCUGAAAACGACUUCACACACAGCGAUGGACAAGUGAGCCCAGUUUGUCCAGCAGGUGUGCAUUGUGUACCUGUAGCUUUCACAGAGUCUUGGAGAGUGGCCGGAUCAGCCAGCUUGUUUUUAGCUGCACCAAAGCAGAUCCAGGAGAAGCCUCCAGCCCAGUACUGCUCAUGUUCUCUCACUGCCCAGGGACAGUCGCAGUUCACCUGCUCUCCCAGACAACACAUUCAGGACAGUCAACUGACG